This is a messenger RNA of Moneuplotes crassus, 960 nucleotides long. The record is from the annotation of a GenBank genome assembly. NCBI's taxonomy places the organism in Eukaryota, Ciliophora, Spirotrichea, Euplotida, Euplotidae.
UCUGUAGCAACUGUAGCAGAGUAAGUCGUGAUCUCAGAUGAUCAUUACCCCGAGUCAAAAAAAUUAGUGAAAAACAAGUAUCGCUGAUCAAUAUUUUGGGUUCGAUACCUGUGGGAUAAUCAGAAAUAUUAUUUAGUAACACUUUUUGUGAGCAUAACCUUGAAAUUAGUUAUUUUCAUCAAGAAUUAUUCUCCAUUUUAUAGAAAAAUUAUUAGAGAUUUAGUUAAGAAUUCAGUGAAGAAUUAUGCUAAGACAUGGGCAACUUCUGCUCAUGAGUCGAUCGCGAAAAAAUUCUCUUAAAGCAAGAUAUUCACAAGAUGGUUUUCGAUCAUGUCUUUGACUUGCCGAUCUACUUUUAAUAAUGUUUAUGUGCGAGGGUAAGGCUUAAAUAUUAAAAGGCAACCAGAUUGAGGUUGCUCCUGCUCUUAAUUAUGAUUUGUAACUCAAGACAAGUUCAAACAAUCUUCAUCUCCAAAUUAAAGCUCAAAAUAGGAGAAUCUUGAUAUUUUUGAAUUUUUAUUAAAUCUGCAUAUUUGUUGGGAUAUGCCAGAGUCUUCAGUAAGUUAUUUAAUCCAACUUUUCCUUUGGCCUCGUCGGCAUUUUUCAUAUAUCUUUGACAAGACAUCUACCCAUUACAAUGGCAAAUGGGCAUAUCUAAUUCUAAGGACUCUAGAGAAGCUUCGAAACCGCAAAAUAUCAUGCUCAGUACAAUUUUUUCUUAAAAAGUCACUCUCUUGCGACGAAGCUAGGCUCUAAUAAAAAUGUGAGAUCUCUCAUUUUUAUUCAGAAAUUUAUUAAAUUAAUUUUUACAAAAUUUUCCUACUCUAAACUCUCAAUCUCAGAAUAAAGGAGGUUUUAAACAAUACAGCUCUGGAGGAUGGUCUUAAUAAUAGGAACAAUGACCAGGAAUGCUUCCAGGCUUAUAUUCGGCUUAGAACCCUCUCAUAAACUUCUAACUAA